AAGAUGUAAAGAGGUCAAUAAAGUAUAAAAAGGUUGGUGAAACCCAAAAAAGGUUACACCGUCAGCGAGGCUUGAUUGUCCUAACAGGUACAGCUACCACACACAACUCCCACAACGUGUUGCAGUAGUAUUUCAGUUAAAUCAUGGACCUCGUUCUUUGCAUAAAACUGUCGCUAUAGCACUUGAAAUAGACUCUGGACCAUUCAUCAAGUGUUUCAAUCUACUCACUGGGGCCUAAGCCUCGAGAAAACCCGCAAACACCAUAUCCUGCCCCAACGGUCACACUCAUUAGAACAUCGAACACACCUGGAUGUUGAUCUAUAAUACUUAUUCAUUGAGUUUACAUUUCUGUUUAAUUAUAACAAUACACUUCUGUACACUCGUGCCCACUACAUAUACAAUAUGAUGACAUUAAAGCUGAAAUAGUAUUUCGCGAUUCGGGAAACUCCGAUAAAGUAGAUCGAAAUUGAGAAACACUUUUAGAACAGAGUACACUGCUCUUAGUUCCGCCAUCUUGCCAGUCCUCAUCGUGACCACAGCAAGAGAAAUAACUCAGUUAUUCCACUGCAAAAGCUCGAAAAAGGUUUACUUCAGGACAGGCCAUCCUCACUGUCAGCUGUUAUCAUCAACUAGGGAAAGACACAUGACAGUUUGCUGGUUUCUCACCAAGAGUGGAGACCACGUGGUGCAGACGCUGGUCCUGUACAGGGGAGACCACUGUCAACAAUGUCUGGUCAUCCGUCGUCUGGUCAGGGACAGCCACCUAAAAGACGAGGUGGAGGACAGAGUUGUAGAGGGGGUGGCCGGGUCAAAGUUUACCUACACGCUGUGACUGAUGAACAGGCGACACUACUUACAGUGAACACACGCCCCCUGGAGGAGGUAAAGAAAAAUACAGGCGCUGAUGCAGAGUUUAACCCCAACCCCUCACCUGUACCAGGUAUGAAGAUUCUUAUCAUCCGCGGUCUUCCUUCUCAGAUCGAGGCGGCAGUCAAGCUCAUCAGCCAAAUGACUGGAUCAAUGGAAUCAUUAGCAGACCAAGCCCAGACAUUCUGGCUCCAGUGGGUUGAGACCGCGUUCCCUGACCUCGACUCACGCGCCUACUUCCUGCCUCCUGUCUACGUCAACCGCGUGCCGAUGUCUAGACAGUCAGCUGCUGGUCAGGAUGUUCUGGUCCUUGAACGUGCACCUGGACAGUUUAAGCAACUGCCGAAGAGUCCAUCUUCUGCUAUUCACCACUCCAUUCCUCAGCCUCCUUACCUACAGGACAGUGAUGUCAGAGACGAUGCUGCCAUGCAGCGGACUUUUGUAUGUCUUCAGAAAAUGUUUGAAGAGAACUACGAUGUUGUGGUUGGAAUCAAUCAGCUUCAGUUCGGACAGUACCUGGGUGAACCUUGUUACGCUGCCGCCGCUACCCACCUACCCCGACCCUCCAACCUUCCUCCUUCUCUACCACACAACUGGAAACAGGGAGACUUUGAUGUGCUUCUCAUUCAUCGACAGUACGGACUGGUAGUCUGUGAGGUGAACGCAUUUCGUGACAAUAUCCAACCUGUAAACAUGUCACAGCAGGAUGUAGACAAUAAUUUUAAAAAGAAACUGAGUAAGGCCGUGUCACAGCUAGACAAGGCGGAGGCCAUGUUGUCUCACCUGGUGUCCGACAUCGCUCCCGGUCUGCCCGUCACUAAGGUCAUCGCUUUCCCCAACCUCACGACUCGUCAACUUUAACAGGCCAUCUCCGGUGACAACCUCCUCAUUCAGGACCUGUGUCGGUGUCUGGGAGCAACAGACCCCGCCGACAUCCCAGGUCAGUGUCU
This is a messenger RNA of Pomacea canaliculata, 1817 nucleotides long. RefSeq lists its product as uncharacterized. NCBI's taxonomy places the organism in Eukaryota, Metazoa, Mollusca, Gastropoda, Architaenioglossa, Ampullariidae. The transcript has 7 exons. Bases 727 to 1728 code for a protein of 333 amino acids. The record is from RefSeq and is a predicted model, not a curated record.